CCCGUCCCCGCCGGGCGGCCGCGGGUGGGUAGAGGUGCGCGCCUGGGACCUGAACAUGGACUUCCCGUGCCUCUGGCUAGAGCUGUUGCUGCCUUUGGUAGCUGCGCUGGAUUUCAACUACCACCACCAGGAAGGGAUGGAAGCGUUUUUGAAGACUGUUGCCCAAAACUACAGUUCUAUCACUCACUUACACAGUAUUGGGAAAUCUGUGAAAGGUAGAAACCUGUGGGUUCUUGUUGUGGGGCGGUUUCCAAAGGAACACAGAAUUGGGAUUCCAGAGUUCAAAUACGUGGCAAAUAUGCAUGGAGAUGAGACUGUUGGGCGGGAGCUGCUGCUCCAUCUGAUUGACUAUCUCGUAACCAGUGAUGGCAAAGACCCUGAAAUCACAAAUCUGAUCAAUAGUACCCGGAUACACAUCAUGCCUUCCAUGAACCCAGAUGGAUUCGAAGCCGUCAAAAAGCCUGACUGUUAUUACAGCAUCGGAAGGGAAAAUUAUAACCAGUAUGACUUGAAUCGAAAUUUCCCCGAUGCUUUUGAAUAUAAUAAUGUCUCAAGGCAGCCUGAAACUGUGGCAGUCAUGAAGUGGCUGAAAACAGAGACGUUUGUCCUCUCUGCAAACCUCCAUGGUGGUGCCCUCGUGGCCAGUUACCCAUUUGAUAAUGGUGUUCAAGCAACUGGGGCAUUAUACUCCCGAAGCUUAACGCCUGAUGACGAUGUUUUUCAAUAUCUUGCACAUACCUAUGCUUCAAGAAAUCCCAACAUGAAGAAAGGAGAUGAGUGUAAAAACAAAAUGAACUUUCCUAAUGGUGUUACAAAUGGAUACUCUUGGUAUCCACUCCAAGGUGGAAUGCAAGAUUACAACUACAUCUGGGCCCAGUGUUUUGAAAUUACGUUGGAGCUGUCAUGCUGUAAAUAUCCUCGUGAGGAGAAGCUUCCAUCCUUUUGGAAUAAUAACAAAGCCUCGUUAAUUGAAUAUAUAAAGCAGGUGCACCUAGGUGUAAAGGGUCAAGUUUUUGAUCAGAAUGGAAAUCCAUUACCCAAUGUAAUUGUGGAAGUCCAAGACAGAAAACAUAUCUGCCCCUAUAGAACCAACAAAUAUGGAGAGUAUUAUCUUCUUCUCUUGCCUGGGUCCUAUAUAAUAAAUAUUACAGUCCCUGGAUAUGAUCCACACCUCACAAAGGUGAUUAUUCCAGAGAAAUCCCAGAACUUCAGUGCUCUUAAAAAGGAUAUUCUACUUCCAUUCCAAGGGCAAUUGGAUUCUAUCCCAGUAUCAAAUCCUUCAUGCCCAAUGAUUCCUCUAUACAGAAAUUUGCCAGACCACUCAGCUGCAACAAAGCCUAGUUUGUUCUUAUUUUUAGUGAGUCUUUUGCACAUAUUCUUCAAAUAAAGUAAAAUGUGAAACUCAACCCACAUCACCACCUGGAAUCAGGGAUUGCUCAUUGCAGGUUACUGCAACCCUAACUCACUCUAGUGGGACCUUGACUGGAGAAACUCCAUCAUCUUCCUGAAGAAGAGAAAUGGAUGUUUCCAAAUUCCACAAUAAGCAAUAUGUGGUGAUAAUGAAAAGAAUGAUUCAGUCUUGACGAUGAAUGGAAGACACUUACCUAACAAAUACUGCUCAUUUACACUGAAAUUAAUCUUGAAGUAGUCUUAAAAUGCGUAAGAAGUUAAAACUUGAAAAGCAAAAAAAUGCCUGCAAAAAGAAGAUCAUUUUGUAUACAGAAAACCAGAUGAAUAUAAGCAAAUGAAGAUGAACAUUUAUUGAUCUUCUACAUACAAGACUUCACCAUAAGGCCAGGAGCAGUGGCUCACACCUUGUAAUCCCAGCACUUUGGGAGGCCAAGGUGGGCGGAUCACCCUGAGGUCAGGAGUUCAAAACCAGCCUGACCAACAUGGUGAAACCCUGUCUCUACUAAAUAUUAGCAGGGCGUGGUGGUGGGCAACUGUAAUUGCAGCCUUUUGGGAGGCUGAGACAGGAUAAUCGCUUGAACCCUAGAGGUGGAGGUUGCAGUGAGCCGAGACAGCGCCGUUGUACUCCAGCUUGGGCAACAGAGUAAGACUCUGUCUCAAAAAACAAAACAAAACAAAACAAACACCUCACCAUGAGUGCUAUAUGUGAAUAGAUAUUAAGUGCCAUAUAUAAUUCUCAGAAGAAGGGAGAAAUGAUCAUAGGACUGGGAAUUGUUUUGCAAACGUUCUAGGAGAUGUGAGAGAGAAUAUGUAACCACAUCUUAGUGGCCCAAGAAAAUACAGGUCUGAAGGGGUAAGAUUGUGUCUCUAUAGAGGUUCAAAGCAUACAGGUCAAUUAAGUAAGCCCCUCUCCCUCCAGAGCCAAGUUUCCCUAGCUUUUGGCACCUGGAUGCCACAGUCCUCCAUUAGGCUGAUGACUCCAAACAUGUAACUCUAGCCUCUUGCCUGAGCUUCAGACUCAUGUCCCACUGCCCCCAGGACACAUCCAACUGGAUGUGACUCACAGGUACCUCAAACCCAUCAUGUGGAGAUACUCAUCCUGUUCCCCCUAGAGCUGCUCCUGCUGCAUUCUCUCUCUCAAUUACUUGGACCACCAAGCUAGGAACCUGGGAGUCAUCCUUGAUACUUUCUCUUCCUCCUUAAUCCCGUGUAUUCAGCAAGUAACUAAAGGUUGGUGUUGGCCGGGCAUGGUGGCUCAUGCCUGUAAUCCCAGCAUUUUGGGAGGCCAAGGCAGGCAGAUCACUUGAGGUCAGGAGCUCGAGACCAGCCUGGCCAACAUGGUGAAACCCCAUCUCUACUAAAAAAAAAAAAAAAAAAAAAAAAAAAAAAAAAAAAUUAGUCGGGCCUGGUGGUGUGUGCCUGUAAUCCCAGCUACUGGGAAGGCUGAGGCAGGAGACUCACUUGAACCCGGGAGGCAGAGGUUGCAGUGAGCCGCGAUUGUGCCAUUGUACUCCAGCCUGGGUGAAGAAGUGAGACUCUGUCUUAAAAAAAAAAAAACUGGUGCUGAUAAAUAUCGAUGAAUUCUGCUCUCUGCUCUCCAUGGUUGUCAACACUGCAGCGUUGAGGCCUCAUAGCUCACCUGCACUGCUGCAACAGCUUUACUGGUCCCUUGCUCCCAGCCUUCUCCUCUUCAGUCCAUCCUCCACACAGCACUGGGGAAGAGGAGCCACUUGAAACAAAAGUCAACAACUGGCUGUAGUUCCUAAACGCAGAGCUGUUUGUGUCCCCUGUAUCUGGAAUGCUAUUAUGACCCACUACAUUUUUUCUUUCCUACCCCUCUUAAAACUCAGUUCAGGUAGCAGCUCCACUAGGAAGCCUUGGCUGACCAUAAUCCCAUUCAAUUCCAUUCCACCUCUUCGCAGGCAGUCUGGGGUUAGGGACCCUUUCUGUUUGCUCCCCAAAAUAAACUGGUUAUCUCUAGUAUUGGAUUUACAACAUUGUAUUAUAAUCUUCUGCUUCCAUGUGUGCCUUCUCUAGUAGAAUGUGAGCUCUUUGAGGCCAAGGUCUAUUUAAUUUGUUUGAAAAAUUCAUUGUUAUAUCCUCAAAGCCUAGCACAUAGUAGGUACUGAAUGAAUGAAUGAAUGAACAAGGGGUGCCAGGAGACCGCUACUCCCAGUCUUCCCAGAAACUGCCUAGGGCUUUGAGUCAUUUUAUGAAGCUAGGUCUUAUGUGUAGGCAACCUCCAGCUCACUAUGAACACUGACAGAAGAGUGUUUUCAUGUCUAUAAUCAAGAAUUCCAGAUACAUUCCUUUUACUGGACCUUGAAUUGAUCCUAAGGUUGGUAGUAAAGGUAUUAUAUUACCUCUUAACAGCACUACAAACUACCUUUUUUUAUCAGAAAAAAAUUUUACCAUUAGGACUCAAUUUGAAGUACUAAUGCUUCUCAAGUUCUCUACUAUGAGAGUUACCCUGUAUUAAACCGUUACCUAUAAGAAUUAAGGGGUAAAGCACUAAACAGAAAAGAAAAAAAAAUAGCAACUCUGGUGAGCGAUUUCCUUCCUUCCUUCCUUCCUUCCUUCUCCUCUUCCCAAUUUCCUCCCUUCCUUCCUUCCUUCUCCUCUUCCUACUUUCCUCCCUCCUUUCUUUCCCUCUCCUCCCCUUCUCUCCCUUUCCCUCCCCUUCCCUUCCUUUUCUUCUUUCCUCCCCUCCCCUCCCCUUCCCUCCCCUUCCCAUCCUUCUUUCUCUUUUUUUUCUUAAUCCCCAGUGUGAUAGUAAUAUAGGCCGAUUUCUAGAAGUGUGGUGUAUUACUCAUGGAAAGUGAGUUGCCUUGGUUCUUACUUUCAAUUGAAAGUUCUAUGGGAUCUAGAAAUGAAACAUACUGGCAUGGAGAGUGAGAACCACAAAGGAAUGAAGAGCUACAGGAGCAUUUAGGCCAUUUCUAUGCCAAGCUUAUUCUACAUGCACAAAAUCAUACAUGUUGAUAUAAACAAAAUUUGGAGGCUUCUUUAAACCA
Nomascus leucogenys (northern white-cheeked gibbon) is the source of this 4424-nucleotide messenger RNA. It is a transcript of the gene CPM, whose product is annotated as carboxypeptidase M. Gene Ontology annotation, cellular component: cell surface. The record is from RefSeq and is a predicted model, not a curated record. Gene Ontology annotation, biological process: proteolysis. Lineage: Eukaryota; Metazoa; Chordata; Mammalia; Primates; Hylobatidae. Gene Ontology annotation, molecular function: zinc ion binding; metallocarboxypeptidase activity.